AUGCCCUACCAAAAGAAGCGGCAGACUGCCGCCGAGAACGACUCGGGGCAGCCCGCCGUCAAAAAGUCGAAGAGCGAGAAGAAGGCCAAGAAGGACCUCACGCAGGGCUCGGAUGCAGAGGGAAACCCGUAUUGGGAGAUCGGCAACAACCGGCGCAUCGGCCCCACCAGGUACAAGGGUGUCACCUUGGUUAACAUCCGAGAGUUCUACACCACACCUACUGGCGAGCUGAAGCCAGCGAAGAAGGGCAUCUCGCUUACCUUAGACCAGUACAACGCUCUCCUCAAGGUCAUCCCGGAGCUCAAUGAAAAGCUCCGCGCCGAAGGCCAUGAGUUAAGCGACAUGCCACCGGUUGGGGCGAAAGAAGCUCUGGUGAAGGCGGACAAGCCCACCAAGUCCAAGAAGUCGAGAAAGGCAAACAUCGACGCCACGAGCGAGGAGGAGGAGGAGAGCAGCGAGGAAGACGAUUGA
This is a messenger RNA of Chaetomium globosum CBS 148.51, 471 nucleotides long. RefSeq lists its product as uncharacterized. The transcript is spliced from 3 exons. The coding region runs from base 1 to 471 and encodes 156 amino acids. Gene Ontology annotation, molecular function: DNA binding; transcription coactivator activity. Gene Ontology annotation, biological process: positive regulation of transcription initiation by RNA polymerase II. Gene Ontology annotation, cellular component: nucleus; transcription regulator complex. The record is from RefSeq and is a predicted model, not a curated record. Lineage: Eukaryota; Fungi; Ascomycota; Sordariomycetes; Sordariales; Chaetomiaceae.